This is a messenger RNA of Copidosoma floridanum, 2019 nucleotides long. RefSeq lists its product as uncharacterized. The record is from RefSeq and is a predicted model, not a curated record. Lineage: Eukaryota; Metazoa; Arthropoda; Insecta; Hymenoptera; Encyrtidae.
AUGGUUGUUUUCAUCACAAAAGUUCCAUCGCCUCAGAGGCUAUUUUGCGGCCCGAGGCACCGGUUAGCGGUUGUCAGUCACGGAGCCCAUAUAUGGCUCAUCACGAUAAAAGGUUUGAAUCGAAAGGCCCGCGCUCGAUGGCAUUUAACCCUGUCAGCUCCUUACGGUAACUCUUCCAUAGCAGAUGAAACAUAUAUACGUUUUUUGCUCGAACAGCGUUCAAUUAAAAAAAUUCGUCUUGCGAAAUUAUUACACUUUUCAAGUAUUCCGGACGACACUUCCUGGCCGAAGGUGCCCCAGAGAAGAUUACGCGACGACAUCGUGAGUAGCGCCAAAGAUCCGUGCGUCGUGUCUUUCGCUCGGAAGCCCCAGACGAAUCAAACAAUCACGCAACCCUUAAAGUACACACCAAUUAACAAUCUGCAAUGCAACAAUGCAGAAAACACUCAAGCGAUUAAUAAGUUUAAGACCACCGUGACUAGUCAGUUGACACCCACAGAUGCGCCAACACGUGAACAGCAAACGGAAAAAGAAGCAUCGUCUGCAACAGAUAAAACCGAGCCCGUGAGAGAUACCAACGAGACAAGGGAACCUGGUGCACUCGAGCCUUGCCACAGCGUUGAAACGAACAACAACGCCGAGCCUUCGACGUUGUUCCAACAAGAUUCAGCCACCAAGUCACACGGGGCGAAGAAAUAUCAACUGCUGAGCGCUGGGGAAGGAAACGCGAGACCCAGUGGUACAAACAACAACGUCACCGCCGUACCGAAGAAUAAUCGAGAUAACAGGGAAGAAGGCAUUUACAAUGGCCCAAGUAAACGAUCGAAUGGAGAAAAAAUUGAUUGUAGAUGAUGCCAUAUACGAACUGUGUGCCCAAAUGUGUAGGCUGCUGGCCACCCGUGCCGCGAGUAAAUAAGAGCACAUCGCGGCCAGCCGCGUCGAGUGUCUGCAGCAACGGCAGCGGUGCAGGCAGCGACUCCGAAACAGAAUCGCCCCAAGGUAGGCUCAUCGUCAGGCAACAACAGCUACUGCCUGCAACAUUGAAACCCAGAAGACGCAGCGUGCACCGCCAGCAGGCGUCGAGUUCGGAGAACGGCACUCCCGACAAGUGCUGCCGCAGGUCGCUCCGACCUCCGCAGCAGCAGUGCAAUCAUUGCGAGAAGCUGCAGUCCUCAGCGGACGCGAGGAAGUUCGUGCACCGGCACUCGGAGCCUCUGCUCGGAACUUGGAGCGGCAAGUGCUCGCGCUGCCACUGCGCCAGUAAGGACGGCUUUCAGAGGGUGGCAUCGGACUCGGGUAUCCUCGUCAGCGAGGCGUGCGACAGUACCUUUUCCCCGGAGCCGGCGCUCGCUACGCGGAACACCCUGAGCUUCGAUCCCCGGCUCGAGGAUCUCGCUCCCUUUGUUUCCCUCUACUCGAGGAACAACGAGGACGCGAUGUCGAGCCCGUAAGCUAUGCACGUUAUCGUCCAAAAGAACGUGUUUGCCAUUUCUUUUUUCCUUCCUCUUUGUGGUGGAUACGAAUACGUUACCUAUACCGUAUACGUCGUUGGCGAGAGAUCGUUCAUUCGAUAACGGGGUAAUUGCGCGAGUUCUCUUUUUCUCUCUAUUUAUAGCGGCUCUCCAGCCAAAGGCAACAGCUCGAGCGCGAGAAAAAGUGGAGCUAAGUUGGCGAUGGUUAACGACAGUUUUGUCGAAAAAUCAACGGAAUCCUCGGCUUUGUCCGAAUCUCGCAGCAACAAUUCCCCCAAAGGGACGAAGCAAGCGAAUUCCCGGGCUUUGGUUUUGAAGACAGCCGGUAGAUCUACGCACUGCUCCGAGUAAUAUGUUUAUGGUCGUGUUCAUGUAUGCCCCUAUUACUUAUUUUUAGUGUUUUUCGUUUUCGCGCUUUACGCCCUGGUUAUUUCGUUGCCGAAAAUUUACGACUACUUCUUUCACGAAGAAGAAUACGACAGCUACCAAGAUCUGUCCUACGCCGAGUUUGUAAUCCAAUACGUCGUUUCGUCAUUUCAAGAGGCGU